UAAGUAAAACCCAACAAUUUCUUUCUUCUUCUUUCUCUCUCUCACUCAAUUAUGACGAAAUCAAAACAUUUAUGCUCGUAGCCCAUUCAUCAAAAUCUUUCAUUUCGAUGGCUUCAACUUCCACCACUCUUUCUUUUUAUCCCUCUUCUUCUUCUCCCCUCAACUCCUCCCGUUCAAACCAUUCCGCGUCUUCUUCUUCGUGUUUCAUCAGUGGUGGGACCCACCUCAGGUCCCACAAGAGCUUUACUUUAACUGCUGCUGCUUCUUUUCCCUUCGGUGGUUCCAAGUUCAAUAAUGCGAGGGGCUAUUCGCUCCGUUUUCGCCCAUUUGUGGUGGCUGCUUCUGGUGAUUACUAUGCUACUCUUGGGGUCCCCAAGUCUGCUAGUAGCAGAGAAAUUAAAGCGGCUUAUCGGAAAUUAGCUCGUCAGUAUCACCCUGAUGUCAACAAGGAACCUGGAGCUACAGAGAAAUUUAAAGAGAUUAGUUCUGCCUAUGAGGUGCUAUCAGAUGAUAAAAAGAGGGCUAUGUAUGAUCAAUAUGGUGAAGCUGGAGUAAAAAGUACUGUAGGUGGAGCAUCAAGUGCUUAUACGACCAACCCUUUUGAUCUAUUUGAGACAUUCUUUGGGCCAAGUAUGGGUGGUUUUCCUGGGAUGGACCAAACUGGAUUCAGAACACGCCAACGUCGUACUGUUACCAAGGGUGAAGAUAUAAGAUACGACAUUACACUAAAAUUCUCUGAGUCUAUAUUUGGAACUGAAAAAGAAUUUGAGCUUUCUCACUUGGAAACAUGUGAAGUUUGUACUGGUACUGGUGCAAAGAUUGGUUCCAAGAUGAGGAUAUGUUCAACUUGUGGUGGUAGGGGUCAAGUUAUGAGAACUGAGCAAACACCAUUUGGCUUAUUUUCUCAGGUUUCCGUGUGUCCAAAUUGUGGUGGGGAUGGUGAAGUCAUUUCUGAAUACUGUCGGAAAUGCUCUGGUGAAGGGCGCAUACGUAUAAAGAAGAAUAUUAAAGUCAAAGUCCCCCCAGGAGUUAGCACAGGUAGCAUUCUCAGGGUUGCCGGGGAGGGUAAUGCCGGACCGAAGGGGGGCCCUCCAGGAGAUCUUUAUGUAUAUCUUGAUGUUGAAGAGAUUCCGGGAAUCCAAAGAGAUGGUAUAGAUCUUUGCUCAACAAUAUCCGUCAGUUAUAUCGAUGCCAUACUGGGAACUGUUGCUAAGGUGAAGACAGUUGAAGGGAAUACAGAUCUACAGAUUCCAGCGGGCACUCAACCUGGGGACGUGCUAGUCCUGGCAAAGAGAGGCGCACCUAAGCUGAACAAACCUUCUAUCCGUGGUGACCACUUAUUUACGGUUAAAGUUACUAUACCAAAUCGUAUAAGUGCCAAAGAGCGCAAGUUGCUUGAAGAACUUUCUGAUCUAAGUAAAACCACCAGCAACUGGUCACGAAUUCGGCCCAAAACUCAGCCAGCCAGUGUCAAAACUUCAGAAGAAAGUCAACCAAGUACUGCUACAGAGAAAAAUGAAGAAUCAGAAGAACCAAAUGACCUAUGGAAGAGUUUAAAAAAUUUGGCAGGUUCUAUUGCAGAUGGAGCUAUGAAGUGGCUUAAAGACAACCUCUAGCCUGUUUUCCACUAGGUGAAGUAUACGCUUAAUGGUACAUGGCUUCUUGAGCUAUUUUUGACAUGGAAUUCUUUCCCCAGAUGCAGUGCAAUCAUCUGCUGAGACUGCUUUAGCUGAAAUAUAUCAGCAUUGUGUUGAGAAAUGAUGUCACUCAGUAUUGGAUAUUCUUUUAUUUACCCUCUUCUUUGUAAAGUUUAGUAUUUGAAAUAUUAAAUAAAGAUGAUUGUUUAUCCA
Molecule: messenger RNA, 1850 nt
Organism: Mangifera indica (mango)
Lineage: Eukaryota; Viridiplantae; Streptophyta; Magnoliopsida; Sapindales; Anacardiaceae
Product: chaperone protein DnaJ
Exons: 11
Coding region: 72-1616 (514 amino acids)
Biological process (GO): protein refolding; response to heat
Cellular component (GO): cytoplasm
Molecular function (GO): heat shock protein binding; ATP binding
Source: RefSeq, a predicted model, not a curated record